UUUUUUUUUUUUUUUUUGUUAAUUACUUUGUUUUUUUUAUUAUUAUGUGUAAUGGUGGAAGUGAAAAACAAGGUCCAAAAUGGAAACGUGAAUAUGUUCAAGACCACAAGUUUGAUUAUAUUGAUAUGGACGAAUUCUAUGAUCCUUCUUGCACAACAAAAAUUGGUUACCUUUCUAUCUUUUUAGUGAUCUUCAAAUCAUUCUUAGUAUAUAUCGCGGAUUUAUGGACUGGAGUAUCAUUAUUGAUGGUUGGUCAAACUUCAGAUAAUGAAAGUGCAGCUAUUCCACCAAAUGUGUCUAAAUGGAUUUUCUUGGGUGCUAUCUUGAUCUCCUUUUUAUUAUUAUUUUGGGAUAUUCGAAAAUCAAGAAUGAUCAUUGCCUCUAGGGAUAUAUCAUGGGCUUUUACUUCAGUCAUUGCUAGUCGAUAUUACAGUGUAAAAGAUUAUAAAUACUAUUGUUUAUUUUGGAAAAUCAAUAGUUCAAGAAAAUUUGUUGAUGGUGUGGCAUUUUUUGUCUUUUUUACUUUGAAAGGUUGGAAACGACUUUUAUUGGCUGAAGCUCCAAGACAAGUUAUCAACGUCGUCACUUUGAAGGCAUUGAUUCCUAAAUGGAUUCAAUUACGUAAUGGUACUUUACAAGUCGACAAUACUGCUCUUGGAAAAACUUUGAUUCAACAAAUUAUGACUGGUACAAUGGCUUUCUCUGUUCUCAUGUUUGCAAUCUCUUUUCUUAUGGUGUGUGCUGCUACUAUUGUAUACAUUCCUCUAUUAUGCCACAUUCAAGGUAAUCUGAAAGAAUAUUGUUGUCACAAGGUCGAUAAAAGAAUUGCCUAUUUACUUCGAAAACAAGCCAAGAAACGUGUCAAUGGACUUCAUCAGAAAAACAAAAAGGAUGAUAUUGAAAUGAAAUCAUUUCCUCAACCAACUUUACCACAAAUCAAUGAUAAUAAUAAUAAUACUUAUCUAUCUAGUGGUCAUGGAUAUCAACAACAAUAUGGUAUAGAUGAUGGAUCAAGGAUAAAUGGUGGUGGACGACGAUAUAGUGGAUCUUCUUAUAGUAGCAAUGAUCAACUUGGGUUAACUGCAAAUGCUCAACCUCAAGCAUGGACUCCACAACCUUAUUAUUCAAAUGACGAUACCCUUUAUCAUCAGCCACAACAAAGACAUCAUCAUCAUCAUCAUCAAUCACCACAACAUCUUUAUUCUUCACCCUAUCAAUUACAAAGUCCUCAAAUAUCGAACGCUUCUAUACCUCCUUCGCCUUAUCAAACAUACCAGCAACCUUAUUAUCAACAUCAACCACAACAAUACCAAGCACCUCAUUCAUAUUAUUAGUAUUAACUCUUACCUUCCUUAUAUAUGCAUACUAUAUACACUUGUAGAUUUCUUUUAUUACCUAUAUUACCUUUAUUAUCUUGAAUCUAAUAAAAUAAAAUAAAAAAAAAAAAGACUUUCCUUUUUUUCACAUGUUC
Messenger RNA from Halteromyces radiatus, 1471 nucleotides. RefSeq lists its product as uncharacterized. Gene Ontology annotation, cellular component: plasma membrane. The coding region runs from base 45 to 1334 and encodes 429 amino acids. The transcript has 5 exons. Gene Ontology annotation, biological process: potassium ion transmembrane transport. Gene Ontology annotation, molecular function: potassium ion transmembrane transporter activity. NCBI's taxonomy places the organism in Eukaryota, Fungi, Mucoromycota, Mucoromycetes, Mucorales, Cunninghamellaceae. The record is from RefSeq and is a predicted model, not a curated record.